GCUGGAUCGGUCGGACUUGAUUGGGUACUUACGGAGGAAAAGGAGUCAGAAAUCCGAUCGAUCUUUUAUCGAAUAUCGAAGGGUUUUGACAUUACGAGAAAAAUUUUUUUUUUUUUUUUUUUGGAAGAAUUAUUCGCAACAGGGUUUUACCGACAUAUCUACCUCAGUCAUUUGUUAAAACCAAAAACAAAAACAAAAAAAAAAAAGACUCAAAAAUCAAAAAAGAAAAAAAAGGAAACGAAAAAAGAACAGAGAAGGAAUACUGAAAAAAUCUUUUGAAACGGAAAAAAAAAAUCUCUUAUUUCGCUCGCAACACGCGGGACGGAGAACUACGUAGAACAGCAUCCAGUGGUCCAGAGGAAGUGGUCGGUUGAAAAUCGCAUCAGAGAGAAAUUCUCUACGUAGGGGCGGACAGUGUGGUGCGCGCUGUCGAUGGUGUAACACCUUGUGAUUAGGUUGGCGCGAAGAUUUUUUGAAAGUAUUACUUUUGAAAACUCUGUAAACUGACACCGCACACCAUCACGUGGCGAACGAAACCGCGUGAUCACCGUGUCCCGGCGAACCGGUGGUUGUCCUUUUAUUUUUUAUUUUUUUUUGAGUUUCUGCGGAUUCGUACAAUGGAGUAGUUGAUACCGUUUUUACCGAUUCCAUUGGCAGGAGAAACACGUCGUUAGUUUUUGGUUUUUGUCGAACAGGCGAAACUUUAUUGAUUGAGUUUUGAAAGGGGGAGAAAUGGCGCGAAAAAACUGUCUCAAUGAUCGUGAUACGGCAUUCGAGUGACUUGGUUGUAUUGAAAAAUACAUAAGUGUUAUCAGCUGCAAACGAGGAUCGUCAGAUUUAGAAACGUGUAGCAGGCUCGCAGAUAUUUUAAUCGACACACUCCAAAGAUGAGGGCCAUUUUGCAGAUAGCGAUAUUGUGCAUCACGGUUUUAACCGAAAACGCGUAUGGCGAGGAUAAAGCUACGAAUACUGUAUCAGUUUCACCGGGAUCUCCUGUAAUUCAGAGUAACACUAUUCAAAAAUUUAUCGAAGUCCUUGGAAAGUAUGAACUCGAAGAUCAACGAUCAUUGAAAAGAGUUUAUCUGAGCAACAGAUCUAUCACUUGUAACGACGGAUCACAGGCCGGAUUUUACUUGAGAAAAUCUCAAGGAUCGAAAAGAUGGGUGAUAUUUUUGGAAGGUGGUUGGUACUGCUACGAUAGCAGGAGCUGCAGGAAUAGGUGGCUCAGAUUGAGGCACCUUAUGACCUCGACUCAGUGGCCUGAGACUCGGGACGUUGGAGGAAUCCUGUCCUCUCGUCCGGAAGAAAAUCCUUUCUGGUGGAACGCGAAUCACGUAUUCGUUCCGUACUGUACAAGCGACAGUUGGUCGGGAACCAGAUCAACGCCAAGUGACAUGUUUUCUUUCAUGGGUGCUGAAAUCGUGGCCCAAGUUGUUCGGGACCUGAUACCCUUAGGUCUUGAAAAUGCGAGUUCUCUCCUUUUCGCCGGAAGUAGCGCCGGGGCUACGGGAGUUAUGCUGAAUCUGGACCACGUCCAGAGUCUCGUUCACCAGGAACUGAAUCUGAAGCACAUCGCGAUUCGAGGAGUUAGUGACUCCGGAUGGUUCAUGGAUAGGGCGCCGUACUCGUCGAAUGGACUUCCAGCAACCGACGCCGUUAGAAAAGGAAUGGAACUUUGGAAAGCGAGAAUGCCCCACAACUGCGUUUCAAAAUAUCCUCACGAACCUUGGAGGUGUUAUUUCGGUUACAGACUGUAUCCCACUUUGUCAGUGCCCCUAUUCGUUUUUCAAUGGUUAUUUGACGAGGCUCAAAUGACCGCCGACAACGUUGGAGCUCCUGUUACGAAACAGCAAUGGGAUUACAUUCACAAAAUGGGAGACAGUCUGCGUCAGACUUUUGAAAAUGUAACAGCGGUAUUCGCGCCGAGUUGCAUAAGUCACGGUGUCCUUACAAAAAAGGAUUGGCAAUUGGUGAAAAUCGACGAAAUAUCACUUCCUCAAGCUCUACACUGCUGGGAGCAAACGACAGUUGGAAAUAAACGUAACGAGACUCGUCAGCAAAUUGAGACUAAUCAACCCUGCGCCAAAUCCGCCAGGAAACUCUUGAGGUCCGGUACCGCGAAGGCGAACGUAUCCGCGUCGACCGUUGAUGGAAUGAAAACACGAAACGGAACAUCGUCGUCCUUAGAGUCCAGGAAAACCGACGUCGAUGAUCCUGGAGCACAUCUUGCUACAAACGGCGAGAGAAAGGGUUCUAAUAACCCGUCCCAGGGUGGCCGCGGCAACAAAAAAAGACGAAGAAGAAAGCACAAGGGUCGUAGGCGAGAACGAAACAAGGAAGGGAAACAGAAAAAGGAUAAACACGAAAGAAAAAAAGGAGGUCGAAAACACGGUGGAAAACACGGUGGUAACAACCACACCGCUAUGUUGAACGGUACUCGUCCCCAACGAUCGGUGAUCCCAACGAAUAAACGGAAGUGUAUUCAAGGUUGUCAAUUCAGGCUUAUAGAGCGUUGUACAUGGCCUCAAUGUAAUCACAGCUGUCCAAGGCUUCACAAUCCUUUUACCGGUGAAGAAAUGGACUUCAUUGAACUCCUCAAAAGUUUUGGCCUUGACAUGAAAAGCGUAGCUAACGCCCUAGGUAUCGACAUACAAACUUUGAACAAUAUGGAUCACGACGAACUGCUGAAUCUUCUCACUCAGCAGUCUCCAAAUUGAUUGUCAAUGUUUCAUUUUUUUUUUUCUUCACAAAUUUACUCUCCCUAUCCCUCUCUCUAACAUUUUUCUUUACCUUACCAUCCAAUAUUUAUUCAGAGUUUCAUGUCAUUCUCAUUUUCAUCCUUCGAUUUGUAUGAUUACCCAAAGCGAUAUUGGAGAAAUGAUACAAAUUUUGAUCUUUUUUUUUCUGAUAGAUAAUUAUUAGUUGGAUAUGAAACCCACUGAAGGAAAAAAACAGCAGUAUUCAGCCAAAACUAUUGUAAAUAUGCCCCAAGAAUUUAUAAUAUUAUUAUUAAUAUUAUUAUUAUCAUCAUUAUAAUUAUUUUAUUUAAAAAAAAAAACUAAA
This is a messenger RNA of Athalia rosae (coleseed sawfly), 3063 nucleotides long. RefSeq names its product palmitoleoyl-protein carboxylesterase NOTUM (gene Notum). Gene Ontology annotation, molecular function: hydrolase activity. The transcript is spliced from 8 exons. Lineage: Eukaryota; Metazoa; Arthropoda; Insecta; Hymenoptera; Athaliidae. The coding region runs from base 888 to 2717 and encodes 609 amino acids. The record is from RefSeq and is a predicted model, not a curated record.